Molecule: messenger RNA, 2246 nt
Organism: Exophiala dermatitidis NIH/UT8656
Lineage: Eukaryota; Fungi; Ascomycota; Eurotiomycetes; Chaetothyriales; Herpotrichiellaceae
Product: dimethylaniline monooxygenase (N-oxide forming)
Exons: 5
Coding region: 526-2037 (503 amino acids)
Molecular function (GO): NADP binding; flavin adenine dinucleotide binding; N,N-dimethylaniline monooxygenase activity
Source: RefSeq, a predicted model, not a curated record
AGCAAACGCCGCUUUGGUUUGGACCAAGCACUCCCGCGUUACUGUAUGUGCCCCCGGGUUCGCCGUCUGACUCAGAAAGGUGUCUGGCUUACAACUUGGACCUCUUGACCUCGUUUAGAAGGGUUGCAGACACGCUACUACGACAGUGGCGGCCUGCACCGAGGCUGAUGCGUUGUGGCAUUCUGACUGAUAUCCCGGUGCCCGCGAUCAUAGCCUGGGUAUCUUUUACCAUCACUGCCAGUGUAAGAGCAUGAUAUUUCAUGGCUGUAACAUGACUUGAUCGAUACUGCCUGGGUAAUGAUUGAAGAGGCGGUCACUGGGGUUGGUUGAAGUCGUGCUUUGUUUGGCUAGGAUCCGAAGCACGCAAUCUGAUGCCAUGGUGAGCCACCACACUGUUGUCUACCAUCCCCUGUGAUCCGAUGGUUUACCGGUAGUAGAGACCCUAGAAGAGAGAGAUAUAUAUAUAUAUUGUUUUUCGCUUUUUAAUGUAUUUGUGUAAUCAUCGUUCUGGAGGCGACAGGUAGAAUGGAGGCCCGACAAAUCAAGUCGGUGGCCAUUAUCGGCGCCGGCGCGGCAGGAGCCGCAGCAGCAGCGGCCUUUGGGGCAGAGGAAUGCUUUGACACGAUACGAGUCUUUGAGAGGCGCCACAGCGCGGGAGGGACAUGGAUCUAUGAUAAAAACCCUAAGACAGAUGUCCAACUCGUGCCGGGAGCCUUGCCACCGGAUAUUGAUCGUCCGUUAAAGAUCCCAGAUCAGUUGCCCACGACGACUGCGCCAACUCCAAAGGAGCGAUACGAACAAACUCCGAUAUAUGAUGAGUUGACAACGAAUGUUCCAGCCAUCGCCAUGUCCUUCUCUGAUAUACCGUUUCCGUAUGGGCCUUUCACGCCGCAUUGGAUACCAAGGCAAUACAUAGAAGGUUAUUUUUCGUCCCAUCGAACCGAUUCAUACCUGGUUUUGAAUACCACUGUCGAAGAUGUAUCCCGUCUCCCUGCAAAGACAAGCUCAGGCUUGGAUAAGUGGAAACUUGUCCUUCGGCAAUAUGACACCGUGAAGCAAGCGGACGUCUGGUGGGAGGAAGUCUUCGACUCGGUAAUCAUUGCCAACGGGCAUUAUUCGAUACCAUUUGUACCGCCAGUCACCGGUUUGUCGGAGUAUCUCAAAACAUUCCCCGGAAGAGUUUCGCAUUCGAAAACAUACCGCACCCCAGAGGCAUACCGAGGUACGCGAGUCAUCGUGAUUGGGAACUCCGCGUCCGGCCACGAUAUCACAACCGCGCUUGUGAAAGUUGCUCGACUUCCUGUCUAUCAAUCACGACGGUCUCGAUCUCGAUGGGACGGCGACGAGCCUCCAGACGGCAUAGAGUGGAAACCUGUGAUCAAAGAGUACAGGAACAACGGCGAUGUCGUCUUUGACGAUGACUCGGUGCUAUCUUCGGUAGAUGCUAUCAUCUACUGUACCGGUUACCGCCCUUCCUUUCCAUUCUGGAACAGCCAGGCAAAUGGCAGACCUCUCUUCGAUUAUCGCGAAAACAGGCUCAUUGGAAAUUACCUGCAUACUUUCCUUCGGGAUUUCCCUACCCUGGGUAUCGUGGGAAUGCCUCGUGUUCUGACAUUCAGAUCGUUUGAGUAUCAAGCCAUUGCUCUUGCGAGGCUCUUCGCCGGGAGAAAUGCCAUCCCGCUGCCGCCUCGAGAAGUUCAAAGGCGUUGGGAGGAGAACCGCGCGGAGUUGGUCAGGCGAGAGAGAAGAAAGUUCCACGACAUACCAUGGGAUAACGGGGAGACCAUGCAAUGGCUACGUCUGCUCUUUGAAAUGGCCGGACUGCCGAAACUAGAAGGCACGGGGAGGUGUCCACCCAUCCUGAACCGUGAAACCAGGUGGGCUAUUGAAAAUAUCAAGAAAUAUCCGGAGCGUGGGAGCGGGAAUAAAGAACCGAGAUCCCGUGCUCCGCAAGAUCCAGAAGCUGAGGAGCAUACUGAUGCUGACUGGGUGGUCUUGAGUGCGGACGAGGUGAAGGAUACUCUCCAUCUCAUAUAGGAAUAGAGUGUCUGGCACGAGAGCUGCAGUGUGAAGUGAAUUGCACUUUGGAAGUCAUUAGAGAGCCUUGGACUAGCGCAUUUCCGGAUGACGGGGACUAGAACUUGCUUUAACCAAUUCGGGCUGCAGAUGCACCAUGGGUAUUUUGAUUGGCUGUGUGUUCUGUCUGCCCUUGGCAGGAAAUUUUAGGACUUGGUUUAACUGCGCCG